CGUCUCCAGCCGCCUCUCCUCACUUCACUGGAGAAGGGGCUGCGGCCGCGCGGGCGCCAGUACAGAGUGAAUGAGCCGCAGCCGCCUCGGCGGCCGGAGUCAGCGGGAGCGGCCCGAGAGCCGCGCGCCGGGUGGCGGCGAGGGGCGGCGGUCCGCCUCGUCCCUCCCAGCCGCCCCUUUCUCUCUCUUCUUCCAGCCGGUCCCCGAGCCCGGCCGGCCCGGUUCCUCUGCCCCCGUCCCGCCCUCUCCCUCCUCCUCCUCCUCCGAGUCCCGGUCCUUACCUCGGGCGCUCCGACCUGCCAUGGGUUAGGGUGCGGGCCGCGAGCCGCGCGGAGCACCAGCCCUGCGCUUCCGCCGAGGGGCGCGGAGCCCGAACGCCCUCGCCGCUCGCGGGCGCCGGGCAUGGGGAGCGCGGUGUGAGCCGCACCGGAGAGGGCGCCGAGCAGGAGGUGGAGAGCGGUGGAGUGGAAGGACCCGAGGGAGCAAGAGGGGGCGCGGAGACAGGCUGGGGAAGCGAGGGAAAAGUGACGCUGGGAGGACGAGGCUGCGGAAGGUGGGGAUUGAUGCUUCUGUUUUUUGUUCCCGCUGCUGCCCUCGCGCUGGGAGUCGAGCCGGAGGGAAGGCGGUGGAGAGAUGAUUGCAGAGUUGGUGAGCAGCGCUCUGGGGCUCGCCUUGUAUCUCAACACCCUGAGUGCGGAUUUCUGCUAUGAUGACAGCCGUGCUAUCAAGACUAAUCAGGACCUUCUUCCAGAAACUCCAUGGACACACAUUUUCUACAAUGAUUUUUGGGGGACUCUUCUAACCCACAGUGGCAGCCACAAGUCCUACCGGCCACUCUGCACUCUGUCCUUCCGCCUGAACCAUGCCGUCGGCGGGCUGAAUCCCUGGAGCUACCACCUCGUCAACGUUCUGCUGCACGCGGCCGUCACUGGCCUCUUCACGAGCUUCUCCAAGAUACUGCUUGGGGACGGAUGCUGGACCUUCGUGGCCGGCUUGCUGUUCGCCUCUCACCCCAUUCACACGGAGGCAGUGGCAGGGAUCGUGGGACGGGCCGAUGUCGGGGCCAGUCUCUUCUUUCUCCUGUCCUUGCUCUGCUACGUUAAACACUGCUCCACGAGAGGCUGCUCCGCCAGCACUUGGGGCUGGUUCCUGGGGACGGGACUGUGCGCAGGAUGCAGUAUGUUGUGGAAGGAACAAGGAGUGACUGUUCUCGCAGUUUCAGCCGUUUAUGAUGUCUUUGUCUUUCACAGGCUGAAAAUGAAACAGAUCUUACCUACCAUUUACAAAAGGAAGAACUUGCCUCUUGUCCUCAGCAUUAGUUUGUUGACUUUCUGGGGGACCUCCCUUUUGGGUGCCCGUUUAUACUGGAUGGGAAACAAACCACCAAGCUUUUCCAACUCUGAUAACCCAGCCGCCGACUCAGACAGCCUGCUGGCUCGCACACUCACCUUCUUCUACCUGCCGACCAAGAACCUGUGGCUGUUGCUCUGCCCAGAUACUCUCAGUUUUGAUUGGUCAAUGGAUGCCGUGCCUCUGCUGAAAACCAUCUGUGACUGCAGAAACCUACACACUGUGGCCUUCUAUAGCGGACUCGGGUUCCUUGCCUACUGUGGUUUGAAGAGCUCAAGCCUAGAGAAGGAAAGCAAUGGGAAAUUUUUAACAAACGGCAAGCAGAAUGCAAAUGGACAUAGCUGCCAUUCUGAUGUGGAGUACCGGAACUCAGAGAUUAAGCCCAACUUUGCAUCCAAAGCGGAAAAUGGCAUUAAAAAUAAUGCAUCACAGAGAACACAGCUUCCUUCUACCGAGAACCUUGUUGUUCUGUCUUUAUCUUUGUUAAUAAUACCGUUUGUUCCUGCCACGAACCUGUUUUUCUAUGUCGGCUUUGUAAUUGCAGAGCGAGUAUUGUAUAUUCCUAGUAUGGGCUUCUGCCUUCUCGUUACAGUGGGGGCCAGGGCCCUUUAUGUCAAAGUCCAAAAGCGGUUUCUCAAGAGCUUGAUUUUUUAUGCGACAGCUACGUUAAUUGUUUUCUACGGACUCAAGACUGCGAUCAGGAAUGGAGACUGGCAGAAUGAGGAAAUGCUGUAUAGGUCAGGGAUAAAAGUGAACCCAGCUAAAGCAUGGGGUAACCUUGGAAAUGUUCUGAAGAGUCAGAGCAAAAUUUCUGAAGCCGAAGGCGCCUAUAGAAAUGCUUUGUAUUACCGGAGCAACAUGGCUGACAUGCUUUAUAAUUUAGGGUUACUUCUACAGGAGAACAGCAGGUUUGCAGAAGCGCUACAUUAUUACAAACUGGCUAUUGGGAGCAGGCCUACACUGGCUUCUGCAUAUUUAAACACCGGUAUUAUUCUAAUGAACCAAGGAAAGACAGAGGAAGCGCGACGUGCCUUCCUCAAGUGUUCUGAGAUCCCUGAUGAAAAUCUGAAGGAUCCUCAUGCGCAUAAGAGCUCGGUUACCAGCUGUCUGUACAACCUGGGGAAGCUCUAUCAUGAGCAGGGACACUAUGAGGAUGCCCUUAGUGUAUACAAGGAAGCGAUUCAGAAAAUGCCAAGGCAGUUUGCCCCCCAGAGCUUGUACAACAUGAUGGGUGAAGCGUACAUGCGAUUAAGCAAACUCCCUGAAGCGGAGCAUUGGUAUAUGGAAUCACUCAGAGCCAAGACCGAUCACAUCCCUGCUCAUCUUACCUACGGGAAACUGCUCGCUCUGACUGGUCGUAAGAGUGAGGCUGAAAAGUUCUUCUUGAAGGCUAUUGAGCUGGAUCCCACCAAAGGAAACUGUUACAUGCACUAUGGUCAGUUUCUUCUGGAAGAAGCUCGCCUCACAGAAGCAGCUGAAAUGGCCAGAAAAGCAGCUGAACUGGACCCCACGGAGUUUGAUGUGGUCUUCAAUGCUGCCCACAUGCUUCGACAGGCUAGCCUCAAUGAAGCAGCCGAAAAAUAUUAUGAUCUGGCGGCCAGGCUGAGGCCUAAUUAUCCAGCCGCGCUGAUGAACCUGGGGGCCAUUCUGCACCUCAACGGCCGCCUGCAGAAGGCCGAGGCCAACUACCUGCGGGCGCUGCGGCUCAAGCCCGAUGACGUCAUCACGCAGUCCAACCUCCGCAAACUGUGGAAUAUCAUGGAGAAGCAAGGCUUAAAGACUUCCAAGACCUGACCCGGGAGGCCGGUACCCCAUCCUCCUCCGCAGUGUAAAGCUUGGCUGCAUAAUGACCAGAACGUGCCAGCAGUGCUAUGACAAGAGCUAAUUUGGACUUCAGCACUGGGGCAGGGGCCCCCGAGGUCGCUUACCACUCUGGGAGAAUCCACUCUACUGUUGGCACAGCCAUUAACACCAAAAAGGGGCACAUUGGAAACCCCCUGAAGGAUAUAGUUGUUACCCAUAGAACUGUAAACCAGAGCACUUAAAACAGGAUCUUUGGGCUUUCUUAGUGGGGAGGGGAGCCUGACUUAAAAUUCUGUUCUCUUUUUGAAAGCAUUUUAGAAAUUAUAUUAUUCCUUAAACACUGUGAGAGGAAGUCAGAGUGUCUAUUCAGCCCCGUAAACUAUUAGGGACAAGUGUUAAUAUGAGUGAGUAAAGUGUAGUGUGAAUCCCAGUGAGCUGGCUGGUUGUCCUGACGCUGCUGUCUCCCUCUUUGGGACAGCCUGCUUAUCAGUUUCUGCAACUUAGAAAACUUUUUUUUUUUAAUACCAUGUCAGGAUCUGUCAGAAUCUACAGUCAUUUCCUGACUCAUACACUUGAUGUUUUAUCAUUUGGAUGUCAGUCUUCACUCCCUUUGGACAUUUGCGUUUCGUAUUCUGAAAAGGACAUACAGAGCAGAGCUGACGCGGUUCAUGCUGACGUAGGAGGAGUAAGGGUGACCUCAUGCAUGUCAGGCAGGCAGUUUUAGUUUUAAUGUCACCAACAUUUUCCCCCAAACUGCCUAGGAGAAGUCUUUGUAUUAAUUCUUCAGCUUUUGAAAUUGCCUUGAAAUGGUUAAUGCACAUGCUCCUGUAAGGAUGAAAUCAAAACAGAAGCUUGAAAGGGUUCCAGUCCCAAUAAGUAACCAGCAGCUAUUAGACAACAGGGAAGGUUGUGCUUCCCAGAUGUUACUGGUUAAAUUAAGUCUGAGUAAAGGAGUGUAUAAUGAUGGUUGCUAAUGAUUUUAUAUUUUGGAAAGCAUUGGUAGGAAAUGCUAAUCACUUUCUAAUAGGUUCCUAAACAGCAAUGCUGAUAAGUUUUUAAGGCAUUGUUUUUAUCAUAUUUUGUUCUUCCCUAAAAGACAUAAAAAAUAGCUUAUUUUAAACUGCAGUAAAGUGUAGCAUUAGCCUGCAUGUUUCUAGCAAGUGCCUGCUAGGUCGUCUAGCAAGUGCUUUUCACAAAUUAAAAACUUUCUCGCUGGCAAAUUAGGUAUUUUAUUUCAUUACCUGUUAGUUACCAUUUCAGUAAUCAUUUCUCAAGUAAAAGAAUAUAUAUCAAUGUAGUAGAGAAAAACACUUAUUGAACAUUGUUUAAUUUGCAGUUGAACUUUGCUACUAAAAAUUAACUCUGUGAAACAAUAGUCCACUUUCAACUUCUUCAUAAAGAAAGUAGCUAUACAACACCCUACGUAUUUAUUUAUUUAUUAUUCUACCAUAGCAAAGUAACAAAACUUGAUUCAUUAAGCCAGUUCUUUGCAAAGAAAAUUUAGCUUUUUCUCCUUUCCUUUCACACUCCAUGUAUAUAUGGUUAGCUUCCCCAUUAAUGGGAAGCUGGACAUGCAAACACAUCAUAUUAUGUUUUCUCCAUAUUUAAUGUUUUGCUGCAUAUCUGAAUAAAGUGGGAUAAAGAAUUCAAAGUAUUGUUCCUAGGACAUUAGUGUUUUUGUGAGAAGGGCAAAUAUAAUGAGAGAGAUUUGUUGAUGGCAUUAAUAAGAAGGCCCUCCUAAUAUGUGCAUUAUUUAGUGAACAUUUCACCAAAGGGCCAAAAGUCAAAUUAUAACUAAAUCACUGUGUCUUCAGAAUGGUAUUUAACAUUUCAGAACAACAAACCCAUGGGCAAACCAAAAGCACGGGUUGAAAUGUAUUUCUUACCUUCUAGUACAUUGGCAAUUGCAAAAAAGUAAAUAAGUAAAUGAAUAAAUAAAUAAGGGAUUUAAUAUAAGGAUAUAGAGAUGAAUUCAGUGUCUAACAUUUCUAUUUAUUUAAAUAGUUAUUGACCUAUGACGAUUUGCUUGUCUUUAACAUUUUAUGUCUUUAUUGUUAUUGUUCCUUUUAAACACUUGGUUCUUAAUAGGUUCGCUGAUUGCACAGUAGAGGCACUUCCUGUUGACCCAGUUCCCAGGUAGCUUUAAUAAUUGGUCCUGUGUCAUAAAAUGCAUGGAUCUUUAAUAACUAAAUGUCCCUGACACCUUUCACUACAGGGCUGGGCUUAGUAACUGACCAUCGAGGUGGGUGGGCUGGGAGGGCUAGAGAACAUGGUCAAAAAAAUGUCUCCGCUCAGGGAUUUAUGGUGGAUUAUUUGCAGACAGUGCUAAAAAUAUAGAGCACAAGACAAGUUUACUAAAUUAAAAUUUUAUUUUUUGAGAUGCUGUUAUUUGUAUAAAUUAUCAAGAUUUGUAGGCUUUCCUUUUGUAGAAAUAAUUGUUUUAUGUGCCAGAGAAUUUCAAUUUUGUUUUCAACAAUAAAGCAUUGAUAACAAA
Messenger RNA from Manis javanica (Malayan pangolin), 5647 nucleotides. It is a transcript of the gene TMTC2, whose product is annotated as transmembrane O-mannosyltransferase targeting cadherins 2. The record is from RefSeq and is a predicted model, not a curated record. Gene Ontology annotation, molecular function: protein binding; mannosyltransferase activity. NCBI's taxonomy places the organism in Eukaryota, Metazoa, Chordata, Mammalia, Pholidota, Manidae. Gene Ontology annotation, cellular component: endoplasmic reticulum membrane. Gene Ontology annotation, biological process: protein O-linked glycosylation via mannose.